This is a messenger RNA of Thunnus maccoyii (southern bluefin tuna), 1648 nucleotides long. RefSeq names its product Protein FAM3C-like. The transcript has 10 exons. Lineage: Eukaryota; Metazoa; Chordata; Actinopteri; Scombriformes; Scombridae. The record is from RefSeq and is a predicted model, not a curated record. The coding region runs from base 70 to 798 and encodes 242 amino acids.
CAGGAUCAACUUGUUUGUCUGAACGCCUCCCGGGACUCGACAGAGUCAUCGAGCCGGGACGUCAGAGACAUGCUCACAGUGAGAAUCGGAAAUACAAAAAUGGCAAGACGACAAAACUACAGAAGGGUUUUGCAGUGCGUGUUGGUGUUGGUGCCAGCGGUUAUUUUUAUCACUGUCAUGCUGCAGAAAUACAGCAACCCGUUCACAGCUGAAUGGACUCGUGCGUUAUCUGGAGGUUUGGACGCCUCCAGGACCAGAGCGCCCUCCAAACAGUCAGUUGGAUCCUGUUCUCCAAAGAGAGAGUGUCCAGAGGAUCACUUCAGCUUCUUCAUCCAGAGCGGCGCCGCCAACGUCGUGGGUCCAAAGAUCUGCGUGGAGAACAAUCUGGCUCUGGGAACAGUGAAGAACAACGCUGGUUUUGGGAUCAACAUCGUUAUUAUAAACGGGAAAACAGGAGAAGUCAUGAAGACCGAUCACUUUAACAUGUACAGCGGCGAUGUGGAACCUCUCAUCGAACUCCUGAAGAGCAUCGAGAAAGGUUCUAUUGUUCUGAUGGCGUCUUAUGACGAACCUUCAUCAAAGUUGAAUGAAGAUGCCAGGAAGCUGAUCGCUGAGCUGGGCAGCGCCGCCGUCCAGUCUCUGGGCUUCAGAGAUAACUGGGUGUUCGUUGGUGGGAAAGGAGCUGCAGUGAAGAGCAACUUCGAGAAGCAUCUGAAGAACGACAAAGUGAAGAAUAAAUACGAGAGCUGGCCCGAGCUCAUCCAGCUGCAAGGAUGCAUCCCGAGGUAUCUGGAGUGACGCGCUGUUCGAACAUGAAGCAGCAGCUGGUGUUUGUACGAUAAGAAGACAAAGAAGAUCAAACCAGUUAGUGACUCAAUGAAAAGUGAAGCUGUAAACUGUGUUUGUCCUGCUGGUCUGGAUGAACCAGUUCUUCUCUUUACAGACACAGUUACGUUACAAACAGCUGCUCUCUACGCUCCUUCUUUCCUCACUGAGUCUGUUACUGUGACACAAAGAGGAAAAAGACAAAAUACUUUUAUUAUUCUUAAUUUUAAACAUUUUACUGGGGUCUGAAGGUAAUAAAUAAGCUGCUGAGGAAGUAGUUUAUGGUGGAAUCAGAGGAAACUGUCCUGUAAAUGUCGUAGAAGAAGAUAUGAAGCUGAACGUGUCUGGACAUCAGACUUCCUCCUCUCAGAGAUCAAAACCGAUGAUGCAGCCGUCUGUUCUUCAUCUGCUCAUAAAGUCAUUAAUGUUCACGUUGUCGAGGAUGAUCAGUGGCAACGACUGUCAUCAAAUAGUCUGGAUGUUAUAUCAACUACCGAGUCUCUUCCUCUGUUAGCCAUGUUAGCAUGUUAGCAGCGUUACUGUGGAGGACGAUGAAAAUAUCUGUUUAAUGAAUCACCGAGAAGGUUUGAACAAACAUUCAUGUUCUUCAGAUGAAGAUGUUUCCUCCAGCGCCACCAUGAGGAAGGUUUUUACUUCUUCACUGAAAUAUUUCAACAACUACCGGACGGAUCGUCAUCAUAUCUGUUUACUACGUUCAUGUUCAUGUCAGGAUGAACUGAGAUGUGCUCAGACCAAACGAGGAGCGUGUUUGUUUGUUUGUGUGUGUGUUUGUUUGUUUGUUUGUGUGUGUGUGUGUGUGUUU